Messenger RNA from Necator americanus (New World hookworm), 2142 nucleotides. RefSeq lists its product as uncharacterized. Gene Ontology annotation, molecular function: catalytic activity. The record is from RefSeq and is a predicted model, not a curated record. NCBI's taxonomy places the organism in Eukaryota, Metazoa, Nematoda, Chromadorea, Rhabditida, Ancylostomatidae. The transcript has 3 exons. Bases 1 to 2142 code for a protein of 713 amino acids.
AUGGCGGAUAGGGGGCUAAUCGCGGACCAACCGACUUUGUGCCCCUCGAGAGACGCGGGUGGACCAGGGAAUGGACUCCUUGUUUCUGCUGAGCCAGGAGCAAUCAAUAAUAGAAAAGUGUCUCCUGAUUCCGGAGGAAAGCCUGGUACGGUAGCGCCAGGAAGGACGGGGUUGCGGGAGUCAUAUAGGCUACCGAAACGGAAAAGGACUAGGAUGACUAUCUAUACUUAUAACGCACGUACGCUUGCAUCAGAAGCGGUCAUCAAAGAUCUGAUACAAGCCAGAAAGAUCAAGUACGACGUCAUCAGACUGAUCGAGACGAGACGACGACACCCUCUCAACGCCGUAUAUAAAACUGGAGAACACCUGUUUUUAGGAACAUGCGACAGUAGAGAUGCUGAUGGAGUUGGCGUCCUCGUCAACACGAGUAUGGCAAAGAACGUCGACUCUUUCGAACAACUUACGCCGGACGGACGUCUGCGUAUGAGAAGAUGUGGCCCAACACCAGCUUUGACUAUCUUCGUCGCUUACGCUCCAACAUCAAGCUACGAAGAAGAAGUCGAAGCUUUCUAUACGGACUUGGAGAAGUUCUACCGAAGAGAUCAUGCCUUCUACAAGGUCAUAAUUGGCGAUUUCAACGCCAAAGUUGGCCCAAGAAGAACGCCGGAGGAAUUUCACAUCGGGGCCCACGGCCUACAAUGGAAUGACCAGGGGGAGAGGCUCUCCGAGUUCAUCAUGACGACUAAGACCAUCCAUGGGAACUCGCAAUUCCAGAAGCCCUCCUCUCUACGCUGGAUGUGGAAGUCACCCGCUGAAUUGUACCGUAAUGAAAUAGACCACAUCAUCGUGCACCUCUCUGCAAAGCUCGCAAGGCUUUGCAGAGAGGUGAUAAAGGAAGACCUUAAAAAGAGAAGAGCAGAAGUGCUGGCUGAAGCUGCAGAGGCGGAUAAAAGCAUCCGCUAUGUCCAUCGAGACUUCUCCAAUCGCAAGGCGAGGAUGACUGCUCUCCAUAAUCCGAAGGGAACCACCAUUGCAUCGAGAAGGGCAUGGAAAAAAUCAUCUUCGACAUCUACUCUGAUCUCUUCGACAGCCAUGUCCACUUCCCUCCUCACCAUCAGAAGGAAGACGGACAUUUUAUUCCAGAGGUCCUCCCCUCCGAAGUACGACAGGCUAUCAUUUGGGUUUCUUUUGGGAAUGCAGUGGAAGACCACCAAAACCGUGUUGUUGUAUAAAAACGGAGAUCUACAUGACAUCGACAACUAUCGCCCAAUCUGCUUACUGUCCGUUAUGUACAAGCUCUUUACAAGAGUGAUCCUUAAUGGGAUUGAAAAAGUCUUGGAUGAAGGACAGCCAUGCGAGCAAGCAGGGUUUCGAAAAGGAUUCAGCACGAUUGACCACAUUCACACUGUUUCGAAACUCAUCGAGGUAUCAGGAGAGUACAAGGUGCCGCUCUGUCUCACCUUCAUCGACUUAAAGAAGGCCUUCGACUCAGUUGAGACGGAAGCGGUCGUGGAAGCCUUGGACAACCAAGGCGUCCCUACUCAGUACAUAACGGUAUUUGAGGUAAGAGAGUUGUACAGUAACUUCACAACCGGAAUUUCACAAUUCUACAAGAAUAUCAUCAUUGACGUGAAGAAAGGGAUCCGACAGGGUUAUACAAUCUCACCCAAAAUAUUCACAGCCACCCUCGAGAACGCAAUGCGAAAGUUGGAAUGGGACGACAUGGGAGUGAAAAACGACGGUCGGCAGCUAAACCAUUUGUGCUUCGCUGAUGACAUCGUACUGAUAACACCUAGCAUCAGCCAUGCGGAACCAAUGCUUACCGAAGUCGACGAAACAUGUGGAUGCAUCGGUCUUCAGCUGAAUCUGCAAAAGACGAUGUUCAUGCGCAACGGAUGGGUCUCGGAUGCCCCAAUCACGCUCACCGGAACGAACAUAUCCGAAUGCACCAGCUACAUUUAUUUGGGUCGGGAAUUGAACAUGAUGAACGACUUGACCCUCGAGCUGGGCAGGAGGAAACGAGCGGCUUGGGAAGCGUACAAGCGCAUCGAAGAUGUAGUGAAGACCAGGAACCCCAGACUCCGUGCUCACCUCUUCAACGCCACCGUACUUCCUGCCUUGACCUGUGCUUCGGAACCCUGA